CUCAAAAAUACAACUUGCCUAAUAAUUGUGCACACAGUGUACAGUGGAUGCAAGAUUCCAAGUCGGAUAUUCCACAUGAGCACUGUACAAAUGGAGAGUUACAAGCUGAAUGAUUUGAAGAAAACAAAGAUCUGCAUAUUCUCCAUGUUGUGGUGUGAUGCUGCCCUUUCACCUUAGUCAUUUGUAUAAACUAAAAUUUAUAAGCAGCCAAAUUGCAUUUGAAGCACGUCUAAUAUGUUCAGUUUGCUCUUUAUAUCCUUGGAAAAUUUCACUUUAUCUUCAAUUGUUUUUUAUUUUUUUCUUCUUUUGCAGACUAAAUAAAUCGAGAGCGACCUCGCGUUUCUCCAGAUAAUCCGACCGGACACCCCUAUGAACGCACUAAAGUGGGAAGGUUAAAACGUCACAACUCGGGAGCUCUGAAUAGUCAGCUGGCACGCUAAUGUGGCAUUACAGGAGGUGUUAAGAUGGCUGUGCGUAGCAAACAGAACAAAGCACGCCUGACAGAUAAGAGGCGGCCAUUCGGCACAUCAGGCCAAUGACUCCUGCAAAUGCAACGGCUGGAAGAACCCAAACCCUCCCACUGCCCCCCGAAUGGAGCUGCAGCAGCAGGCAGCUAGCCUGUCGGAGCCGUGCCGGAGCUGUGGCCAUGCCCUGGCGGACCAUGUUUCUCACCUGGGUAAUGUCUCUGAAGACGAGAUCAACCGGCUCCUGGGAAUGGUGGUAGAUGUGGAGAACCUCUUCAUGUCUGUCCAUAAGGAGGAAGAUACGGACACCAAGCAGGUCUACUUUUACCUUUUCAAGCUGCUGAGAAAAUGCAUCCUACAGAUGAGCCGGCCAAUUGUGGAGGGAUCCCUUGGCAGCCCUCCUUUUGAGAAGCCAAACAUAGAACAGGGUGUUUUAAACUUCGUCCAGUACAAAUUCAGCCACCUCCCUCCAAAAGAACGGCAGACGAUGUAUGAGCUCUCCAAAAUGUUCCUGCUGUGCCUCAAUUACUGGAAGCUAGAGACGCCAUCGCAGUUCAGGCAACGUGCGCAGAAUGACGAUGUGGCCGUCUAUAAAGUGAACUACACCAGAUGGUUGUGUUACUGCCACGUCCCUCAGAGCUGCGACAGCCUCCCCCGCUAUGAGACCACCCAGGUCUUUGGUCGAAGCCUCCUCAAGUCCAUCUUCACUGUUACACGUCGGCAGCUCCUGGAGAAGUUCAGGGUGGAGAAGGACAAGCUGGUCCCAGAAAAGCGCACCCUUAUCCUCACGCACUUCCCCAAGUUUCUGUCCAUGCUGGAGGAGGAGAUUUACGGAGAAAACUCUCCGAUCUGGGAGUCCGAUUUCACAGUGCCGGCUACUGAGGGCUCUCAGCUUGUUCCUCAACCAGCCGUCAGUGGUCCAGCAGCCGCUCCCAAUGCACCGGCCUUCACCAAAACUCCUGGCAGCAGCUCCUCCUUGACCCCAAACACAUUAGAAACUGGUUCUUCAGAUCCCAUGCCUGGUGAAAAAAGAAAAUUACAGGAAUCUUUGACCCUGGAGGACGCCAAAAGAAUUCGUGUACUCGGAGAUAUCCCAAUGGAGUUGGUGGACGAAGUCUUAAUGACCAUUACUGACCCUGCUGCAAUGUUGGGUCCAGAGACAAGCUUGCUAUCUGCAAACGCUGCACGGGAUGAAACUGCCAGACUGGAAGAACGAAGAGGCAUCAUUGAAUUUCAUGUCAUUGGGAACUCUCUGUCCCAGAAGUCCAACAAAAAGAUCUUGAUGUGGCUUGUCGGCCUGCAGAACGUCUUCUCGCACCAACUUCCCAGAAUGCCCAAGGAGUACAUCACCAGGCUGGUUUUUGACCCGAAGCACAAGACUUUGGCUCUGAUUAAAGAUGGCCGGGUGAUUGGCGGGAUAUGCUUCCGGAUGUUUCCUUCGCAGGGCUUCACCGAGAUAGUCUUCUGUGCGGUCACUUCAAACGAACAGGUCAAGGGAUAUGGCACACAUCUGAUGAACCAUUUGAAGGAGUACCACAUCAAGCACAACAUUCUGUACUUUCUUACCUAUGCAGAUGAGUAUGCCAUUGGGUACUUCAAGAAACAGGGCUUUUCUAAAGACAUCAAAGUCCCCAAAAGUCGCUACUUGGGUUAUAUUAAGGAUUAUGAAGGGGCUACACUCAUGGAAUGUGAGCUGAACCCCAGGAUACCCUACACUGAGCUAUCGCACAUCAUCAAGAAGCAGAAGGAGAUCAUCAAAAAGCUUAUCGAGAGGAAGCAAAGUCAGAUUCGGAAGGUGUACCCAGGAUUGACGUGCUUCAAGGAAGGUGUGCGGCAGAUUCCCGUGGAGAGCAUACCUGGCAUAAGAGAAACCGGAUGGAAACUCAGCGCAAAGGAGAAAGGAAAAGAGCUGAAGGACCCUGAGAUGUUGUACAACACUCUGAAGAACCUGCUGGCACAGAUUAAGACUCAUCCCAGCGCUUGGCCAUUUAUGGAACCCGUUAAGAAGGCUGAAGCUCCUGAUUAUUAUGAAAUAAUCCGCUUCCCCAUUGAUCUGAAGACGAUGACGGAGCGCCUUAAAAACCGAUACUACGUGACCAAGAAGCUAUUCAUCGCCGACCUGCAGCGCAUCAUUACUAACUGCCGCGAGUACAACCCCCCCGACAGCGACUACUGCAAGUGCGCCAACACCUUGGAGAAGUUCUUCUACUUCAAGCUGAAGGAAAGCGGGCUUAUCGACAAGUGAGGGCACCUCGAAGAGGGUCAAAAGGGAAAUGUGAGGUGGCUAUGGAGCCGGAGCUUCUGCCCUCUGCUGCCAUGUUCUUCCUCAGUCUGGAGGGGCCGUGAUGGACACUCAGUUUGACUUUUUUGUGCUUUUUUAUGACUAUUUUUGUAAAGUAUACACCUUUCUCCGUUUGUUAAUGUCAAGCUGUGGUAUUCCUUGUGCCAAAGUAGGCCAGCUGUGUCCAGUCUGUGUUGGCGCCCCCGAUGAAGACUGAAGACAGUCAAAGGGUGUUACUUAGUGACGAAUGGCGCGUGGCACCCCUUUGUCAAACUUGUAUUGUGCCCAGAGCCUUGCCAAGUUCAUUGUCUGACUGCUUCUUUUAUUUUUGACUCUGUGAUACGCUGGUGCCAUCGUGACGAGCCAGUGACGACCCACCAACUGCCAGUGUUCAAGUGGGCACCAUCUCCUGUGUCUAAUAUGGUUUACAUGGUGUGCCAGUUUUAGUUUAAUUUAGGUUUUAAUUGUAUUUUUUUUCCCCCUGAUUGCCACAACAUACCGAUCAAUGUCAUGCUGGGUGGCAGAUUUGUGUCAGUGAUGUGCCCACAGCCUUCCAUCCCUGAUGCCUUCUCUUUUUAUACUUGUAUUUGCUUGUUUUUCCAUGAGGGGCUCACUGUAGCCCCCCUGUUGUUUGAAUUUGCUCCCAAACCCACACUUUGUUGACGGCAGGCACUUUGGGGCAUGGAGGAUGUAAAUCCAAAAUGGAGAGGACACUGAAUGCAGGACCAUGUCAUGCUUUUCUUGCCCCCUGCGUUAUUGUGGGACCAAAAUGAAGGGGCAGUGGGCAAGUGGGUGUCCCCUUGCCAUCCCUUUUUUUGUUGCUUGAACUUUGACCCAGUCCAGCUGACUGACUUGUCCGUGUUUCUUUGUCUCCGUUUACAUGAUUCUCUGUUCACGUGUCAUGGGGGGCACCAUGCAGACAUCUCAGCCCCCCCUUCAAUAACAAAUUCGUUGUAGCUGGAUGUUACUAGAAAACCCACCUGGCACACUGAAACACGAAGCUUGAUGGCUGACCGUUGCGUGUCUGGCUGUUAUGUUUUUAUUCCUCGUACUGAUUUGUGGACUGACUUGAACGUGACAGGAGAGGUGACCCCUGGCACCCAGAAAAGCAGGGCAGGGCAUGCCAGCCAAACCCACUAAGCAUUUCACAGAGCUGCCUGCCAAUCUGGCAUUUGUGGCAUCUGAGUUUUAUGGUCAGUAAGGUUUAGUCAGUGUGAGGGGUAGGGAGGGUCUCUGGAGGUUUUGCUUUGUUAUUCCUAACUUUGGUUCCGUUUGACAAAAGCAGCACCUCGAUGUGGGCGUUCAGUUGUGUGUUCAAGGUGUUGGCCGCAGCUGGCAUCACGUACAGUGUGCAGCAUGUUUGUGUGUGUGUGUGUGUGUACAGCUGGCAUCGAGUGUUCAUGAUGACCAAGCGUGUGUGUGUGUGAGGCUGUUAGCGAAAUGUACAGGGGGCACCUGCUCUAUACCUAGCAUCCGUCCUUGGAUAUAAAGGGGGUCAUAAAAAUGGCCAGCAUUACAUUAAAUUUAUAAGCCAGUCAUUGCAUACAUACUGUGUGAACGUGGGCGUCAACGGUUCGUCGUACAGUCCAGGUGUGCGUUAUGUAUACAGUGUGUAUCUGUGUGUGUAGCAGGAAUUGGUCAUUAUUGACAUGUUUCUGUGUAUUUAAACAUAUGUAUCUCUACGUAGAUCUGUACAUAUAUACAUACAUACCUAUGUAUAUACACAAAUAUAUGUAUACACAGUAUGUAUU
Molecule: messenger RNA, 4496 nt
Organism: Polypterus senegalus (gray bichir)
Lineage: Eukaryota; Metazoa; Chordata; Cladistia; Polypteriformes; Polypteridae
Gene: kat2a
Product: K(lysine) acetyltransferase 2A
Exons: 18
Coding region: 592-2709 (705 amino acids)
Biological process (GO): chromatin remodeling; positive regulation of transcription by RNA polymerase II
Cellular component (GO): histone acetyltransferase complex; nucleus
Molecular function (GO): histone H3 acetyltransferase activity; protein binding
Source: RefSeq, a predicted model, not a curated record